Paramuricea clavata is the source of this 354-nucleotide messenger RNA. The record is from the annotation of a GenBank genome assembly. NCBI's taxonomy places the organism in Eukaryota, Metazoa, Cnidaria, Anthozoa, Malacalcyonacea, Plexauridae.
AUGGCGGACGACAAGGUGAACGAAGCACAAGGAAAAUCCAAUUUUUCGGACGAAGACGAGGAAAGAUUGCUCGCCGAAGAGGCCGAACAAACACAAGAUUAUGUCACCACCGGUGACACAAAUAAUGGUUCCACUAGGAUGUGGGAGGCCAUCAAGGGCCUUGGAAAGAAACUCAAUCUUUUGGCGGGAACGCCAAAUACACGCAUCACCGAUGCUCCACUAAAGCGGAAAAUACCGCACACAGUGACUAAAGAGUCAAAAAAUGACGCAGAAACCCCACCGGGGUCAUCUCGUCAAAAGAAGCGAAAAUCUUCAUCAGUUUGCGACGAUGCAUCUGACGAUUCUGAUCGAGAC